Salvia miltiorrhiza (redroot sage) is the source of this 733-nucleotide messenger RNA. RefSeq names its product 60S ribosomal protein L27a-3-like. Gene Ontology annotation, molecular function: structural constituent of ribosome. The transcript has a single exon. Gene Ontology annotation, cellular component: ribosome; cytosolic large ribosomal subunit. Bases 219 to 659 code for a protein of 146 amino acids. Gene Ontology annotation, biological process: translation. The record is from RefSeq and is a predicted model, not a curated record. NCBI's taxonomy places the organism in Eukaryota, Viridiplantae, Streptophyta, Magnoliopsida, Lamiales, Lamiaceae.
UCUUCAUUAUAUGAGAUUUUUAUUUUACUAAAUUCUUUCGCUUAAUAAUAAAAGAAUGAUUACACUAUUACAAACUCAUACUAGGGCCAGGCCCAAGAAGCAAAUGCAAAACCCAUUGAAAUGAGGAAGGAGUAAACCCUAGAUUACUGAAAUCACUAUCCUUUAUAUAUACGCCACAGAUUCGAUUGGAGCGCCGCUUUCCUACACCGCCGGAGAAAAUGACGACCGGAUUGAAGAAGAACCGCAAGAAGCGCGGUCACGUGAGCGCCGGACAUGGUCGUAUCGGGAAGCACCGCAAGCAUCCCGGAGGUCGCGGAAAUGCCGGAGGCAUGCACCACCACCGCAUCCUAUUCGACAAGUAUCACCCUGGCUACUUCGGCAAGGUCGGUAUGCGAUACUUCCACAAACUCCGCAACAAGUUCCACUGCCCGACCGUCAACAUCGAUCGCCUCUGGUCGCUGGUGCCGCAGGAGGUCAAGGACAAAGCAACCAAGGACAACGCGCCGCUCAUCGACGUCACGCAGUUCGGCUACUUCAAGGUCCUGGGGAAGGGCUCGCUGCCGGAGGGUAAGCCGGUUGUCUUGAAGGCCAAACUGGUGUCGAAGAACGCGGAGAAGAAGAUCAAGGAAGCUGGCGGCGCCGUCGUGCUCACUGCUUAGGGUUUGCUUUUAAUUUUAUGCAUUCGUGACUGAUGAUUUCGCUAAGGGAUUUUGAAUAUAAGGAUUUUUCGUCA